Tribolium madens (black flour beetle) is the source of this 1387-nucleotide messenger RNA. It is a transcript of the gene Y-3, whose product is annotated as protein yellow-like. The transcript has a single exon. Lineage: Eukaryota; Metazoa; Arthropoda; Insecta; Coleoptera; Tenebrionidae. The coding region runs from base 20 to 1246 and encodes 408 amino acids. The record is from RefSeq and is a predicted model, not a curated record. Gene Ontology annotation, cellular component: extracellular region.
UACUUGCGCCGUCGCCGCAAUGAACCCUCUGUGUGCUUAUCUCGGGUACCUUUUCGUCAACUACUGUCUCAACGACAAGGUUCAAAAUGAACCCAUCAAACCCGUCAAGAACCAAACGUUCCAGUUGGAGUACCAGUGGCACUACGUUAACUUCACGUGGCCCACGUAUGAAGACUACAAGAAGGCUGUGAUCAAGCGGAAGUACAUCCCGGAAAAUGUUGCCAUCACCGGAAUCAAGUACCACAAAGGGGACCUCUACCUGGCUUUACCGCAAAUCCGGAAAGGAGUUCCYGUGACUCUGGGSAAAAUCUCGACCGAAUCCGGGCCCAAAACCAACCCAUUGGUGCACCCAUACCCCAGUUGGGACCACCAGCCCCGGAGUAAAGACUGCACGACCUUGCAAAGCGUCCAGAAUAUGGAAAUCGACAAAAAUGGGAUCAUGUGGGUCCUUGAUGGGUUCCGGAUCAACAACAACACCAGAUGCCCCCCGAAAUUGGUCCUUUUCGACUUAAACAACGACGGGAAAGAAAUCCUCUCGUACAUUUUUCCCAAAGAUAUUUGCUCGAGUCAAGGGGGCCACCUCAAAGACAUCGUGAUUGACAGUACCAACGAAGAGUUCGCGUACAUCACCGAUAAUAGUUUCCUCGAUCCGGGCCUGAUUGUGUACUCCAAGGGCCAAAACCGGGCCUGGAAACUCCGGGACCGGACCAUGUUUGACGAAGAGGACGCCUCCGGAUUCAUUGUCGGUAAUUUGACUUACAAAGGAUUGGCACCUUUGGACGGAAUUGCCCUCUCGCCCAUACUCCCCAAGACCCGGAAUCGCCUCUUGUUCUACUCUCCCCUAGCCGGGAUGAAUCUCUACGCCAUCAAAACCAAAGUCUUGAAGAGUGAAAGAUUGAUCAACAGCGGUGAUUGGAGGAGGGCCAUCAAGGUUGUCGGAAAAAAACAAAGUCAGAGUGAUGGCUUGAUUAUGGACAACAAGGGGAAUCUCUACUACACCCUCCCACCCUUGUACGGGGUGGGAAAAUGGAACAUGCAUGAGGAGUUUUCCACGGCGAAAAUCAUGGCCGAGGACAAAAACAUGCUCUGGACGGGGAGUUUCGCAUUCGACGAUUUUGGAAAUUUGAGGUUGUUGACCAACAACAUAAACAAAUACAUGGACGCAAAUUUCCCCCUGAAAUUGAGCCAAGAAGUCAUGUUCAAAAUUUUCAAGUAUUUCACGGGGACGAAGAGCUAUCUAGAAUAAGUAUUUAUUGUGAUUUUUGUUGAUUCGUUAUAAUUAGGUUUAGAUCCACUACACAAAGAGUAGGUAGGUUGAGACACUUUCAAGUCAUUUUUUUAAUAAAUUUAUGUAUAUUUGAUUGCCAAAUAUAAGUUUAUUUUCAUA